UAGAGUCAAAAACUAUAUCUACUUGUGUUUAUUGCAAGUUAAAGGGGUGAUUGUGAUACAGAGAAACUAACGAGUCGGACCAUAUCAAUGUUCUCAAUUAGAUGUUCAGUCUAGAAAAUGUAGCUCUAUGACUUGAGGUUGCCAACAACGCACACGCGACGUAUGCACGAAAACGUCCCAUCCCACUGUAGUCAUAAUUUGCAGCUAGCAAUCCAAGCUAGCUAGUUAUCCGAAGAUGGCGGCUUGUAGACGUGUUCCUCUUCUGCUUUUGAUGUCUGUCUUUUUGUAUAUGCAUCCCAUUCUAGGACAGAAAUCGGGGAACAGUGUAAUCGCCAAUACUGCAGUUAGGGUUAAUAUUCAGGCUCAAAAUCAAGCCGCAGUUCCGGCUGCUGUAAAUGGAGGUUCUCCAGUCGUCGCGGCCUCGCCACCUCGUAGACGCACCAGCGGCUGGAAGCUGGCCGAAGAGGGGGCUUGUCGGGAGGACUUGACCAGGCUUUGUCCAAAACAUUCCUGGAACAAUAACCUGGCUGUGCUUGAGUGCCUCCAGGAUAGGAAAGAGGAAACCGAGAUCGCCGCUGACUGCAACCAUCUCCUGUGGAACUACAAGCUGAACCUGACGACUGACCCCAAGUUUGAGUCUGUGGCUGUGGAGGUGUGCAAGACCACCAUCUCUGACAUAAAAGAAUGUGCGGCAGAGGAGAGAGGAAAGGGCUACCUGGUUUCCUGCCUGGUGGAUCACCGCGGCAACAUCACGGAGUACCAGUGCAACCAGUACAUCACCAAGAUGACCAGCAUCGUGUUCAGCGACUACCGCCUCAUCUGUGGCUUCAUGGACAAUUGUCGCGAGGACAUCAACAGCCUGCACUGUGGCAGCAUAUCCACCGGCGAGAAGGACGUGCACUCCCAAGGUGAGGUGAUAGCAUGCCUGGAGAAGGGUCUGGUCAGGGAGGCAGAGGAGCAGCCCGGGACCCAUGCCAUCAGGCCUGACUGUAAGAAGGCCAUCAUGCGUGUGGCUGAACUCUCCUCAGACGACUUCCACCUGGAUAGAUACCUCUACUUUUCCUGCCGGGAGGACCGGGAGCGCUUCUGUGAAAAUACUCCAGCCGGAGAGGGCAGAGUCUACAAGUGUCUCUUCAACCACAAGUUUGAGGAGGCCAUGUCUGAAAAGUGCAGAGAGGCCCUGACCACUCGUCAAAAGCUGAUUACCCAGGACUACAAGGUGAGCUACUCCCUGGCCAAGGCCUGCAAGACAGACCUGAGGAAGUACCGCUGCAGCGUGGACACCAACAUGCCCCGCGCCCGCGAGGCACGCCUCUCCUACCUGCUGCUCUGUCUGGAGUCUGCCGUACACAGAGGUCGUACGGUGAGCGGUGAGUGUCAGGGGGAGAUGUUAGACUACAGGAGGAUGUUGAUGGAGGACUUCUCUCUGAGCCCUGAGAUCGUGCUGCACUGCCGUGGGGAGAUCGAGGCCCACUGCUCCGGCCUCCACCGCAAGGGACGCACCCUGCACUGCCUCAUGAGGGUGGGCCGAGGAGACAUGGGCACCAUCGACAACCUCUGCCAGAAAGCUCUCCAGACCCUGAUCCAGGAGGCUGAUCCUGGGGCAGACUACCGUAUAGACCGGGCCCUGAACGAGGCUUGUGAGUCUGUCAUCCAGACUGCCUGCAAACACAUCCGCAACGGAGACCCCAUGAUCCUGUCUUGUCUGAUGGAGCACCUGUACACUGAGAAGAUGGUGGAGGACUGUGAACACAGGCUGCUGGAACUGCAGUACUUCAUAGCACGGGACUGGAAACUGGACCCCAUCCUCUAUAAGAAGUGCCAGGGUGAUGCCUCCCGCCUGUGCCACGCCCACGGCUGGAACGAGACAAGUGAGAUGAUGCCACCUGGUGCCAUCUUCUCCUGUCUGUACCGCCACGCCUACCGCACAGAGGAGCAGGGACGGCGGGGAAAUGCAGUGGAUGAAACAGGAAGACAUGUUUUCGUUCUGUCCCGGGACUGUAAAGUGGAGGUGCAGCGUAUCCUCCACCAGAGGGCGCUGGAUGUGAAGCUGGACCCCGAGCUGCAGAGACGCUGUAUGACUGACCUGGGGAAGUGGUGCAGUGAGAAGACGGAGUCUGGACAGGAACUGGAGUGUCUACAGGACCACCUAGAGGAGCUGGUGUCAGAGUGCAGGGAUGUGGUGGGCAACCUGACUGAACUGGCGUCUGAGGACAUUCAGAUUGAGACCCUGCUGAUGAGAGCCUGUGAGCCAGUCAUCCAGUCGCACUGUCACGAGGUGGCAGAUAACCAGAUCGACACGGGGGAUCUGAUGGAGUGUCUGGUGCAAAACAAACACCAGAAGGAGAUGAACGACAAGUGUGCUGUGGGAGUCACACAUUUCCAACUGGUCCAGAUUAAGGACUUCCGUUUCUCCUACAAGUUUAAGAUGGCCUGCAAAGAGGAUGUGCUCAAACUCUGCCCCAACAUCAAGAAGAAGGUGGAUGUAGUGCUCUGUCUAAGCACCACGGUGAGGAACGACACUCUUCAGGACGUCAAGGAGCAGCGCGUGUCUGUCAAGUGUCGUAAGCAGCUGAGGGUGGAGGAGCUGGAGAUGUCUGAAGAUGUCCGUCUGGAACCUGAGCUCUACGACUCCUGUAAGCAGGACAUCGGGAGGCUGUGCCAGAACGUGGCCUUCGGGAAUGCCCAGGUGAUAGAAUGUCUGAAGGAGAACAAGAGGCAGCUGACCCAGCGCUGUCACCACAGGGUGUUCAAGCUGCAGGAGGUAGAGAUGAUGGACCCAGAGCUGGACUUCCAACUCAUGAGGGUCUGCAAGCAGAUGAUUCGGCGGUUCUGUACUGAGGCUGAUGCCAAGAACAUGCUGCAGUGCCUGAAGCAGAACAAGAACAGCGAGCUGAUGGACCCCAAGUGUAAACAGAUGAUCACAAAGAGACAGAUCACACAGAAUACAGACUACAGGUUGAACCCAGUGCUGAGGAAGUCGUGUAAGGCUGACAUCCCUAAAUUCUGCCAAAGCAUCCUGAACAAGGCUACAGGAGACAGUGAGCUGGAGGGGCAGGUUGUCUCCUGCCUCAAACUCAAAUAUGCAGACCAGCGUCUGUCUCCAGACUGUGAGGACCAGAUCAGAGUGAUCCUACAGGAGUCAGCUCUGGACUACAGACUGGACCCACAGCUGCAGAUUCACUGCACUGAUGAGAUCUCUCGGCUGUGUCCAGAGGAGGCUGCGGCCCAGGAGCAGACCGGUCAAGUAGAGGAGUGUCUUAAAGUCAACCUCCUCAAGAUCAAAGUGGAGGGCUGCAAGAAGGAGGUUCUGAACAUUCUGAAGGAGAGUAAAGCAGACAUCUUUGUGGACCCUGUCCUCCACACGGCCUGCGCUCUGGACAUCAAGCACCAGUGUGCUGCCAUUCCACCAGGACGAGGGCGCCAGAUGUCCUGUCUGAUGGAGGCUCUGCAGGACAAGAGGGUGCGUCUGCAGCCAGAGUGUAAGAAGAGACUGCAGGACCGCAUCGACAUGUGGAGCUACGCUGCCAAGGUGGCCCCGGCUGAAGGCUUCUCGGACCUGGCCAUGCAGGUGAUGACCUCACCCUCCAAGACCUACAUCCUGGCUAUGAUUGGCCUGAGCGUGUGCAUUCUCUUCCUGUUUGGCCUGCUGUGUGGCCGCAUGACCAAGCGAUUAAUGCAGGAGCAGAAGGACAGGUAGAGAGAGGGACCACAGAACCAGGACAGGGCCCUCACUCAACAUAGCCCCAGCUGCCCUGACCUUAGCCUGGCUCUAUGUACAAACAUCUCCUUUUUAUCCUCCUCUUCUGCCUCCUCCACAUCCCUCCCCGAGACCGGCUUCUAGGGGGAGCCAGCCAUUCGAGCUUCUGUCAUCAUUGCUAUGCUGUCAGAGGGCCACGUAGGGUGCGGGCCUAGAUUACCCAGUCGACCCUAUAAUAGUUGGUUUCACUGGUGUGAGAGUGGACAUGCCCCGACUGUGAGACCGACUCAUAACCCCUCCACCAUCUCCACUCCAGUGUCUGACUGAUGUUCUGAAGUUAUACAGGAGACUUCUAGAAGGAUGCUGCCGCCACCUGUUUGUCCUCCAUCGCUCCACUGCUAACCAGCUAACGCUAACAGACCUGUACCGUCGGGCGGCCCAGUAAGGCCUGCCCGAUGGGGCAUGAGCAAAAAUUCUGGAGUCUGCUUUUGGUUUCUCUUGCAGUGGUUUUCUUUUUUGCUUUAUCUCAUUUAGAGGUAAUAUUUCUUUACAGAUGUUUUCUGUGGGGGGGUCAGUGGGGUAGAAGGUGGGGUGGCUUCACAAUAAACAGUAAGAGUUAUGUGAGAGAGACAGAAUGUCUCCAUACUAAUGUUCUUCCCGAGAGGCUUUCAAUGAUUUCAGUACUGAUACAUUGCUUUUAGUGUGAGUGGUUGUGAGAAUGAAAGUGUGUGUGAAAUGGGUGUUAACUGUUUUUCUAUUACAUUGUUGUUCUUCUCCUGAGAGGGCAGUGGGGGGGGUUGACUGACUUCAGGUUGCCCAUGUUUAUUACAUUCACUGAUUUGCCAUGAGACUGCCAGGUGUGAACUGUCCUCCACCAACUGAGCCGCAUAGGAGAGGAGUCACACAGCCUACAGUAUAUUAGAUCAGUUGUACACUUAUAAUAACUGAUGAUAAAUAAUAUUGAUUCCUCAAUUUGUGAUUAUACUGACAGACCUGGCAGUGUAUCAUAGAUGGCUCCAGUGCCAAUGCUAACCGAAUGGGUGGUAUGGUAGAGAAACGGUUAGCAUUGACCAGAUGGCUGGACAUCCAGUUGAGUAGUCUCACACAUUUCUCUCAAGGUACUCAGAGUUAAUAAUGGGCAUUUCAAAGUUGGAGAGCUGGGUCUAGGUGGUCUGAUUGGACACAACACUGGUGACAGACGGUGCAGGAAGAUAUGUUUAAUUUUGAACACUAACAUUUCCAUAGCUUCCCAUGUAGCAGAUUUAAGCCAAGGGUAUCUAGUGGCGUUAGGAUGGUGGUAGAAGGGGUCAAGAACAAUGCAAAAAAAUAAAGACAAGUGCUUAUAGAGAAGUUUUUGUUUGAAAUUAUACUGGAACCAUUGCACAUUUGUAUGUUAUUUUAGUUAUAUAUGCACAGUACCAGUCAAAUGUUUGGAAACAUACUCAUUCAAGUAUUUGUCUUUAUUUGGACUUUUCUACGUUGUAGAAUAAUAGUGAAGACAUCAACUAUGAAAUAAGUGUAGUAACCAAAAAAAAAAAAUCAAAUUCUAUAUUUGAGAUUCUUCAAAUAGCUACCCUUUGCUUUGAUGACAGCGUUGCACACUCUUGGCAUUUUCUCAACCAGCUUCACCUGGAAUGCUUUUCAAACAGUCUUGAAGGAGUUCCCACAUGCUGAACACUUGUUGGGUGCUUUUCCUUCACUCUGGUCCAACUCAUCCCAAACGAUCUCAAUUGGGUUGAGGUCGGGUGAUUGUGGAGGCUAGGUCAUCUGAUACAGCACCCAAUCACUUUCCUUGGUCAAAUAGCCCUUACACAUCCUGGUGGUGUUUGGUAAUUGUCCUGUUGAAAAACAAAUGAUAGUCCCACUAAGCGCAAACCAGAAUGGAUGGCGUAUCGCUGCAUAAUGCUCUGGUAGCCAUGCUGGUUAAGUGUGCCUUGAAUUCUAAAUAAAUCACUGACAGUGUCACCAGAGAAGCACCAUCACACUUCCUCCAUGCUUCACGGUGGGAACCGCACACCCGUUCCCCUACUCUGCAUCUCACAAAGACACAGUGCUUGGCACCAAAAAUCUCACAUUUGUACAGGCCAAAGGACACAUUUCCUCUGGUCUAAUGUCCAUUACUUGUGUUUCUUCGCCCAAGGAAGCCUCUUCUUAUUGGUGUCCUUUAGUAGUAGUUUCUUUGCAGGAAUUUGACCGCAAAGCACACCUAUUAAUUGAAAGGCAUUCCAGGUGACUACCUCAUGAAGCUGGUUGAGAGAAUGCCAAGUGUGCAAAGCAGUCAAGGCAAAUGGUGGCUACUUUGAAGAAUCUCAAAUAUAAAAUAUAUUUUGAUUUAACACUUUUUUUUGGUACUACAUGAUUCUAUAUGUGUUAUUUUAUCAUUUUAUUGUCUUCACUGUUAUUCUACAAUGUAGAAAAAAGUAAAAAUAAAGAAAUCCUUGAAUGAGGUGUGUCCAAACAUUUGACUGGUACUGUAUAUUGUUUGGUCCUAGCCUUAUUUAUUUGUUUACUAAUGGUCAAAGUUUGAGUCCUUUUUUGAUUUGAAUGUUCUCUUGUUGCCUUUUCUCCAGAGCCCCACAGUGGUGUCAAAAUACUCGUAAAGCCUAGUGGUCAAACAGGGAAAUGGUUUCAAUUAUUUUUUUCACAUGGGAUUUUUAGAAACACUUAAAUAAGGGCUGUGUUUCAUGUAAUCUUACCCUGGCGUGACGUUUGGAUAAGCGUAUAAAUCUCAAUCCGACAAGGUGACUUAGCAAUAUAUUCGACUCUAUUUACUCUGAAUCGAAAAUGCAAAUUAGCAUAAAAGUAGACAUCAUGCAGAACUACAAAUCCCUGCUGACACCUUUGCUAACAGGUAUUGUGUCAAUUUAAAUCUUGCACAAGACAAUAUACAGAAUUAUCCAUUUAAAACAAAGUAGCCAAUUUGUUCAUUACAACAUUUAGUUAACAUUGGAUAGUUAAUCCAGGGCUUUUUACCUUUGCCUCAUUUUGGCAAUUCUGCAUGUUUACUUUUAUGCUAAUGAGCAUUUUCUAAUCAGAGUAAAUGGAGCUGACUGUUGAUAAAAGUCACCUUGUUGGAGACCGAUUUACAUGGUUAUCAAAACGUCAUGCCAAGGUAAGCCUACAUGAAACACAGCCCUUAUGUUCAGUGUUUCUAAAAUUGAAUAGAAAAAAUGAAUGGUUGGGAAACGAUUGGAACCAUUUCCUCGUUUGACCACUAGGUUUUAUGGGUAUUACGACACAUACUGUGGUACUCUAUUGCCUGUAUAGCCAAGGGCUUUCACCUUCGAGUGAAGCCUGGGAGCUGAGGGUGGUGGUGGAGGGGGGCUUGGUGUUGUCACUCCAGGAGCUUCUUUCCUCAGUGCGGGAAUGAAUUCUGUCUGCUGCCAUUUUUGUUUCAGUUAUUACUCAAAAGUACUUAUUCAGUUGGGACUUAAACUUUAACCAAUCCAGUCAGAGGAAAGCCCUCUCAACGAGAAGAGUUCAAAGGCAUUUUCAUGAUGAUGAUUCAACAAUCAUUUUCGCAAAACAAACUGUAAUGCCAUGUAAAUGGGAUUUGAGUAGUUUUUCUCCUAUUGCUACUAUGUCAUUGCCUUGUUCUUGAAUUGGUGUGAGUCCUUCCUUCCUUCCUUGCUUGUAAAAACAGUUGAUAAUUUGACUUGUAAAAUGGACUGCUGUCAUGCUCAAAGGUAGAUUGGUCAAUGCGUGCCUACUCUGACAAUCCCAGAUAGUGUUCCUUCAUGUAUGUACAUAAAGUGUGUGUGUGUGUGUAAGAUAGGGAUCCUUCAUGUAUGUACAUAGUGUGUGUAUACAUAUACCACAGGCCCCUGGCCCACUCCUAACACCCCUUCAAACUGAGCAAAGGUGUGUAUGUGCACCCCUCAAAGCGGUUAUACCCCAACUUGGGAGAGGGGUAACCUUCUAACAGACGCCUAGAAGAGAUCUCAUGGCUUUUUUUUAUUUUUACAAGCACUCCUCUCUUGUGCUAUCCAGACUGCAUUAAAUACUGUUGAGUCGUUCUACUGUUGCUUACUGUUAUUUCUGUCAAAAGCUUUCAUCAAGUCAAAAUGAAAUGAUAACUUUAACAAUGACUAUAACAUGAUUUAAGAUGAUGAUAAAAAUGUUUUGUAAUAUGUGUUUAAAUUUCCGGAGGUCCUUUGCUUUCAUCUCUGAUUAUGCCAUGUACUUGAGAUGUAACCGAAUAACGUAUUUCCCUGGUUUAGGUUUUUGUUCUGUACAGAUGAAGUUGGAGAAUUUGUUAAUAAAGACUGCAGGUUUUUA
Molecule: messenger RNA, 7978 nt
Organism: Oncorhynchus keta (chum salmon)
Lineage: Eukaryota; Metazoa; Chordata; Actinopteri; Salmoniformes; Salmonidae
Product: Golgi apparatus protein 1
Exons: 26
Coding region: 236-3700 (1154 amino acids)
Cellular component (GO): Golgi membrane
Molecular function (GO): fibroblast growth factor binding
Source: RefSeq, a predicted model, not a curated record